UGUAUAUAACCAAUGUAAUAAGAGUCUGUAUCGUCACAUGCUUGUUGGUAUUUAGGUGUCUGUUGUGUUUGAACAAAAUCUGAUCAGCACGAACUAUAGCUAUGGAGAAAUUGUUACUUGUUUUUAGUCUUGCAGUUAUUAUUGGCCAAGCGUAUUCGUGUUGUAUGCCACAAAAGCUGGAGGGAAAAAUUGGGAUGUCAAUUGGAUUGAAAAAUAAUGGAACUCCGUUGGCACUCACGGCAUUUUAUGACAAGUGGGCAAUGGAUACUUCUAUAGGAAAAGGCUACCUUUCUGGAACACUCUACUACGGGCAAUAUCCAGUUCAACAAGAGGUUUUUCAGGAUUACAAUCAGGGAAAACAAUAUGAGCUUUCAUAUGGAAGGUGCACUGUCAGCCCAUUACUAUUUGACAUUAAACCCAUAGGAGGAAAGUUGUGUAUGCCUCCUUCUGCUAAAAUGAUGACGAGCUAUAAAGGUUUACUAAAUGACACGGUUGAUUUUGACAUGUAUCUGAUUCAAUUUCCUGGUGGCCAAAUGACCAUGUCAUUGACGACAAAAGACUGCGCCCCAUUAUCUGAAAAUAUCCUUACACCAGAAGGUGUCUUUAGCUUGGGUUUUAUGGGACUCACAGAAGGCAUUACAGACCCCUCAGUUUUCGAAAUGCCUCAGGCUUGUCAAGAUCUUCAGCCAUCGAGGAGAAAAAGAGAAGUAAGAAAUGUGCCAUUCGUUCCUUCUAUCUGACGUGAGAACGACCUGGUUUAUACAUCUUUAGAUAAAUCCUUCUAUCUGACGUCAGAACGACCUGGCUUAAAGAACUUUAGAGAAAUCCUUCUAUCUGAUGUCAGAAGACCUGGCUUAUACAACUUUAGAGAAAUCCUUCUAUCUGAUGUCAGAAUACCUGGCUUAUACAACUUUAGAGAAAUCCUUCUAUCUGACGUCAGAAUGACCUGGCUUAUACAACUUUAGAGAAAUCCUUCUAUCUGAUGUCAGAAGACCUGGCUUAUACAACUUUAGAGAAAUCCUUCUAUCUGACGUCAGAACGACCUGGCUUAUACAACUUUAGAGAAAUCCUUCUAUCUGAUGUCAGACGACCUGGCUUACAUAACUUUAGAGAAAUCCUCACGCUUUUCAAGUGUUUCAAACAAAAUCUCUAACCUUUUCAAGUUUAGCAAAAUGAACACUUCUUACUUGCAAAUAAACACUUUACUAGUUUGUUCAUUUCAAAAUUAAAACUUUACAACUUGG
This is a messenger RNA of Mytilus trossulus (common blue mussel), 1244 nucleotides long. RefSeq lists its product as uncharacterized. The record is from RefSeq and is a predicted model, not a curated record. NCBI's taxonomy places the organism in Eukaryota, Metazoa, Mollusca, Bivalvia, Mytilida, Mytilidae. The transcript is spliced from 5 exons. Gene Ontology annotation, molecular function: calcium ion binding. Bases 102 to 740 code for a protein of 212 amino acids. Gene Ontology annotation, cellular component: extracellular region; lysosome. Gene Ontology annotation, biological process: cell-matrix adhesion.